CGGACCAGCCCGAAAGUCAUUUCCAACCUCAAGUGGACUUGGUUCCAACUAUUGGGGGCGUCGCUCCCCCUCUUCAUGGUCGCGGGCAAACUUCGUCCUCGGCGCCGCUUCUAAUGGAGACCCACCUGCUCGGGCUGCUCUUCGGCCUCCUGCUCGGUGGCACCAGGGUCCUCGCCGGCUACCCAAUUUGGUGGUCCCUGGCCCUGGGCCAGCAGUACACAUCUCUGGGCUCACAGCCCUUGCUCUGUGGCUCCAUCCCAGGCCUGGUCCCCAAGCAACUGCGCUUCUGCCGCAAUUACAUCGAGAUCAUGCCCAGUGUGGCUGAGGGCGUGAAGCUGGGCAUCCAGGAGUGCCAGCACCAGUUCCGGGGCCGCCGCUGGAACUGCACCACCAUAGACGACAGUCUGGCCAUCUUCGGGCCUGUCCUCGACAAAGCCACCCGCGAGUCCGCCUUCGUGCACGCCAUCGCCUCUGCCGGCGUGGCCUUUGCGGUCACGCGCUCCUGCGCUGAGGGCACCUCCACCAUCUGCGGCUGCGACUCGCAUCAUAAGGGGCCGCCAGGCGAAGGCUGGAAGUGGGGCGGCUGCAGCGAGGACGCUGACUUCGGGGUGCUGGUGUCCCGGGAGUUCGCGGACGCGCGCGAGAACAGGCCGGAUGCACGCUCGGCCAUGAACAAGCACAACAACGAGGCGGGCCGCACGACCAUCCUGGACCACAUGCACCUCAAGUGCAAGUGCCACGGGCUGUCGGGCAGCUGUGAGGUGAAGACCUGCUGGUGGGCCCAGCCUGACUUCCGUGCCAUCGGCGACUUCCUCAAGGACAAGUACGACAGCGCUUCGGAGAUGGUGGUGGAGAAGCACCGUGAGUCCCGAGGCUGGGUGGAGACCCUCCGGGCCAAGUACGCACUCUUCAAGCCACCCACUGAGAGGGACCUGGUCUACUACGAGAACUCCCCUAACUUUUGUGAGCCCAACCCGGAGACGGGCUCCUUUGGCACGAGGGACCGGACUUGCAAUGUCACAUCCCACGGCAUUGAUGGCUGCGAUCUGCUCUGCUGUGGCCGUGGCCACAACACGAGGACGGAGAAGCGGAAGGAGAAAUGCCACUGCAUCUUCCACUGGUGCUGCUACGUCAGCUGCCAGGAGUGCAUACGCAUCUACGAUGUGCACACCUGCAAGUAGGGAGCCAGGGCGCUGGGAAGGGGUGCAGUGUGUGGCUGGGCGGAUUCACCGAAGUCCCACGGGAAGCAGGACCUAGAGCCGGGCUCAGCCCUCAGCAUCAGCCAGCAAGGACCACAGACUGUUGCCAGCCGCACGGGUGGUAAAUGACUGGGACCCAACUGCCCACUGACCAGGUCCUCCCUCUCUCUCAUCUUAUGUUUCUCACCCUACUCUGGAUGGUGUGUGGUUUUUAAAGAAGGGGGCUUUCUUUUUAGUUCUCUAGGGUCCAAAAGGAAUGGACCUGAGGCUUAUCUUUGCACAUGUUAAA
Messenger RNA from Galeopterus variegatus (Sunda flying lemur), 1488 nucleotides. It is a transcript of the gene WNT3, whose product is annotated as wingless-type MMTV integration site family, member 3. Gene Ontology annotation, cellular component: extracellular region. Gene Ontology annotation, molecular function: frizzled binding; cytokine activity. The transcript is spliced from 5 exons. NCBI's taxonomy places the organism in Eukaryota, Metazoa, Chordata, Mammalia, Dermoptera, Cynocephalidae. The coding region runs from base 114 to 1181 and encodes 355 amino acids. The record is from RefSeq and is a predicted model, not a curated record. Gene Ontology annotation, biological process: multicellular organism development; canonical Wnt signaling pathway; cell fate commitment.